This is a messenger RNA of Terrapene triunguis (Three-toed box turtle), 6114 nucleotides long. It is a transcript of the gene TPCN1, whose product is annotated as two pore segment channel 1. Bases 909 to 3353 code for a protein of 814 amino acids. Lineage: Eukaryota; Metazoa; Chordata; Testudines; Emydidae. The transcript has 27 exons. Gene Ontology annotation, biological process: monoatomic ion transport; transmembrane transport. Gene Ontology annotation, cellular component: endosome membrane; lysosomal membrane. The record is from RefSeq and is a predicted model, not a curated record. Gene Ontology annotation, molecular function: voltage-gated channel activity; monoatomic ion channel activity.
GGGGAGGGGAUCCCGGCGCCUCUCCUAGGCAAGGUGCCAAGCAGCCCCCACCCCCCCCCGUCCCGGGCAGCGCGUCUCCCUUGGCGCUGGUGUGCGGGUGGCCCCCCUGCCCGGAAAUGCACCUUUGCGCGUUUAGUCCUGGGAACAUGUUCCUGUUUGCGUGACCUGCCCCGGCCUUUCCCCCACCCCAGCCCCAGCCUUCACUGGGACUUGCUCCCAGCCAUCCCCUCCGCCUCAAAAAAGAAUCAAACCAUAAACACGUGGGGGGUGGCAUCCUUAGUGAGGCACUUGUAGGGUAACUUCUGGAUUCUUCUUAGGGAGUCACAAGUGUUGUAGAGGAAAAGUCCUGUUCGUGACUUCAUGAGCGUGCAGGCUCAUCGGACUCCUCCAGUUUUCCCAUUCCCCCCUUGGAGGCCGGAGUUUUGAAAUGGGAGAACAGAAUAGUUUUGGAUUUGAAGCCAUGAGUGACACUGUUAUGUUAACUAUAUAUAUGUAGCGCCUGCCUAUUCUUUAUUAUUAAUAAACAUUGAGGGAUUUACCUAGAAUUAUUUUCCUUCUGGUCUAAAUUAAAUCAUGACUAUUGCAGCUAAGAUCAUGAGUAUUGUGGUUGCGGAUAAGUAGCUCAAGUUAGAUAAAGUUUUUUUGUUUUAAUAGCCAGUGGCUGGGUAUAAACUAAUGUUGCUAGUGAACUUACUGUUCUGCACCACUCUUUGCAAACAGCUUGGUAGGUUCUUUUUUUGGACUGAGAUCCCCUGGAAAUGGGUGUGUGUUUCUCCAUAUUUUUAAGUCUAGAAGAUGCACCUGAUGGAGGACUUUCUGAGGAAUAUUUCUGACAAAGUGUUUUUGAAAAGUGAACUGCAAAAGACAUUAUUUAAAGUUCUUGGAAGAGGAGCCUGAAAGGAAAUAGAAUGGCUGUGAGCAUGGAUGAUGAUGUUCCCCUCAUUCUCACUUUGGAUGAGAGUGGAAGUAACACCUCUGCACCCAAUGAGGAGCUGGAGCGGGAGGACCUGCCUAAUGAAAAUGGAGGCAGCUAUGACAUUGUUAACGAUGUGUCUAGCCCAGCAACAGGGGACUACCAUUCUCAGCAAAGAUCUGCUAGACACAACUGGGAAAUGAACUACCAAGAGGCAGCAAUCUACCUCCAGGAAGGAGAAAACAAUGAUAAAUUCUUCACCCACCCCAAGAAUGCCAAAGCACUGGCUGCCUACCUCUUUGUACACAAUCACCUUUUCUACCUAAUGGAGCUGAUCACGGCACUGCUGCUCCUGCUGCUGUCCCUCUGCGAGGCCCCUGCUGUCCCCAUUCUUCGCCUUGGCAUCUAUAUCCAUGCCACCCUGGAGCUCUUUGCGUUAGUGGUUGUGGUCUUUGAACUUUCUAUGAAGAUGAGAUGGAUGGGCUUCUACACCUAUAUCAGACACAAAAGAACCAUGGUUAAGACCUGUGUGCUGUUAGUGCAGUUUGUAGAAGCAAUAGUGGUUUUGGUGCGUCAGACCUCGCACGUCCGGAUAACAAGAGCUUUGCGGUGUAUCUUCUUGGUGGACUGUCGCUACUGUGGAGCGGUCAGAAGAAACCUGCGACAGAUCUUCCAGUCUCUCCCUCCUUUUAUUGACAUCCUCCUCCUCCUCCUUUUCUUCAUGGUGAUUUUUGCCAUCCUAGGUUUUUAUCUGUUUUCCUCUAACCACUCAGAUCCUUAUUUCAAUACCUUAGAGAACAGCCUUGUGAAUCUCUUUGUUCUUCUGACCACUUCAAAUUUCCCUGAUGUGAUGAUGCCAUCUUACUCCCGGAACCCCUGGUCCUGUGUCUUCUUCAUAGUGUACCUCUCCAUUGAGCUCUACUUCAUUAUGAACUUGCUUCUUGCUGUGGUGUUUGACACGUUCAGUGAUAUUGAAAAGAGGAAGUUCAAGUCCCUGCUGCUGCACAAACGCACAGCCAUACAACACGCCUACCGCCUGCUUGUCAGCAAGCAGAGACCAUCUGGUAUCUCCUUCAAGCAGUUUGAAGGGCUGAUGCGGUUUUAUAAGCCUCGGAUGUGCGCCAGAGAACGUUAUCUAACUUUCAAAGCACUGAAUCAAAGCAAUACAGCUUUAGUCAGCCUAAAGGAUUUCUACAAUUUCUAUGAAGUUGUUGGCUUAAAAUGGAAGGCAAAACGAAACCGCGAGCACUGGUUUGAUGACCUUCCACGGACAGCGUUUCUUAUAUUUAAAGGCAUUAACAUUCUGGUGAAGUCCCGAGCAUUCCAGUAUGCCAUGUAUACUGUGGUAGCUGUGAAUGGGAUCUGGAUUCUAAUUCAAACCUUCAUGCUGCAAGGUGGGAACUUCUUCCCCAGAGAUGUCCCGUGGAGUUACAUCGUCUUCCUCACGAUCUAUGGGGUAGAGCUGCUCCUGAAAACCACUGGCCUGGGACCCAUUGAGUAUCUGUCUUCUGGAUGGAAUCUCUUUGAUUUUUCAGUCACCCUGUUUGCAUUUCUGGGUCUCCUGGCGCUGGCAUUUAACAUGGAGCCAUUCUACUUCAUCGUCGUCCUGCGACCCCUUCAACUGCUCAGGCUCUUUAAACUGAAGAAGCGCUACAGGAAUGUCCUGGACACAAUGUUUGAGUUAUUCCCCAGGAUGGCCAGCCUGGGCUUAACCCUGCUUAUCUUCUACUACUCCUUCGCCAUUGUCGGCAUGGAAUUCUUCUCUGGGGUUGUCUACCCAAACUGCUGCAACACGAGUACAGUUGCAGAUGCCUAUCGCUGGGUGAAUCACACGGUUGGAAACAAGACAGUGGUGGAAGAAGGUUACUACUAUCUGAACAACUUUGACAACAUUUUGAACAGCUUUGUUACGCUGUUUGAGUUGACAGUUGUCAAUGACUGGUACAUCAUCAUGGAAGGGGUGACCUCGCAAACCUCUCACUGGAGUCGCCUCUACUUCAUGAUCUUCUAUAUCGUGACCAUGGUGGUGAUGACGAUCAUUGUGGCCUUUAUACUGGAGGCUUUUGUGUUCCGCAUGAACUACACCCGAAAGAACCAAGGUUCAGAAGACGACAAUGGCAUUGUCCUGGAGAAGGAGAUCUCCAAGGAGGAAAUGGCAAGCAUAAUUGAGCUCUACAGACGGAAUUAUGCUGCCUCUGAAACUGCCCCGCUGCAAAAGGUCAUUGCACAAAUGGACAAAUAUGAGCAAACAUCAAUGCUGUUUCUGGGACGGCGAUCAAGGACCAAAAGUGACUUAAGUAUGAAAAUGUAUGAGGAGGAGAUACAGGAGUGGUAUGAAGAGCAUUCCAGAAAAGAAGAAUAUCCGUGGCAAGAUGUCUUCCCGUCUGGCAACCACAUGCUGUCCUCGGGCCUCAGGCAGCGCUCACAGACAGUUAUCUAGGCCAAGCUAGUGCAAACCAUUCUUCUAUGCAAUAAUCCCAUAGUAUUAUUUUAUAAUGUAUAUAGAUAUAUUCAGUAUAUCAGUCAAAUUUUGGUUUUAAACAUCUCUUCCCCUGGAAGACAUCAUGAGUUGCUUUGAAUAAAUGAAAAGCAAAGAACCAGAGGACUCAAAAUAGGACUGCUGGAACCAAAAAAAAAUAUAUAAAGUUAUAAUAUAACUCUUCAGCAAGACCCUAUCGCUGCAACUGUGACUGAUGACCAUCUACUACAGAAUACUCAGUUGUUCUUCCUGGCCUGUUCUUCCCCAACACGGGCCCACGACUAGUUUUACCAGUCGGAAACCAUGGGGAGGGAUAUUUAAUCCUUUGGAAGAAGGAAAUAAUACUGAACCCACCUGCUAAUAUUGAAGUUCUGUGCUUAAAAUAUAGUUUCUUUAACCCAUUAAUUCUUAAAUAAAAGAAUCAGGGAGCAAGUUUGUAUUUCCCUCCCCAUCUAGUAUCCAGCAAGGUGGGGUUGGAUGAGAAGUUUACCACUUUAAUCUACACCCAUUCUGCCUCUUCCUAACUACCUAGGCUUAUUGACCAUUCUAGAGACACUCCCUGUUUCAUUCCUGAAUAGCUCAUCCAACCUCUUAAAUCUGUUCUUUGGAGGAUGGCUGUAGGACUGAGAUCCAGUAGUUCUUUGGAUCCUUACUAAAAGUGAUGAGACUUGACAGAGUUCUGGAUCAAUGCCCUUGCUGAAGCUAUCAAAGUUCUCUCUCUAGUGUUCUGUGCUAUACAGGCUGGGAGCCAUUUGACAAGUCCCAAAACUCUGGCGAUCUGGUAGUAGGUGAGAUGCAAAUUCCACAGGACGGUGAUGCUGAGCCUUUGCCAUUCCACCCUCCAGUUUAUAAGUGGAAGAUCUUUGCCUGGUAUGAGAAUGAGACAGCACAAGGUUAGUGACUGAGCUUCAGUGGGGCUGGAUUGAGAAGUGCUGGGGAGGUGUGUGUGCAUGUGCCUGCACAGCAUCUCUGUGCAGUCACCAACAGGGUAACGUCACCUUUGAUUUCCCAGGCAGGUUGACAUGACCACAAGGGAACUUUUCUCCUUUGCCGCCUCUCUCGCAAAAACUUGGCGAGCUCUGGGAACCACUAUUUUAUGAAUCAGGGCCAGUUUGGGAAGCUUUUCUAAUGGGAGAACUGGACUUAGAGAUGUGGAAAACAACUCUUCCAUCCACCUGCCCUUCUGUAUCAUACAUAGAGGCAGCUCUGCUCUGUUCUGUGCUCUGACUUGCUCCGGGACCGUGGGCAAGGUCACUUAAUCUGUGUGCGCUUCUGUUUCCACACAAUGGGAGUAAUGAAGCCCACUUGCGUAAAGCAGGCCACAGUCUGUGUAUGGAAAGUGCUGAGUAUUAUAAAAGCAUGGAGUCAUGGCACAUGUGCAUUGGCAGAUCAAAGGAGAGGUUGCCAUGGCAUCUCACCUUUGAAAUUUGCUCUCUCCAGUGGGUGGGCCCCUCUAAAUGAAGUGAGCUUUUAGGAAUCCCUUUGGCAAUCUGCACUCCAAAACUAUUGCAUAGGAGACUGCCUCCCUCCUAAGUCAGACAGCAUUAAUCCUAAUACCACCUCAUCCUUGGAGUUAUAGACCCACUGUGAGGGACCAUAUUGCACUAUAUUGAGCGAAGGAAGGGAAAGAGUUUCCUCAGCUGGCUGCACUGUUCAUUUAGGAGCUGCUUUGUCAUUCCCAUUAUGGCCUAUGGUGAGAUUUUUCAAAAGCAUCUCAAAGUCUUAAGAGCCCAGUUCCUGAUGAUUUAAGUCUCACGUGGUUUUGACAACCUCGCCCUCUAUGGGUAGUGGUUCAGAGUGUUCUGAUUAAGUGAAUGAGAUGGUAGUCACCACGCCUGCACCCAUUGCAUGCUGCUUGUCCUCACUGCUGCAUUCUGGGAAUUCAUUGGAUACCCAAAUGAAACUCUCUGCUUCCUUUUUGUGUGCAGUGGACUCCAGAGUUAUGACGUGACACCUGAGCCCUGCCGAGUUUCCCUCUUGAGAAAUCGGGGCCAUUUUCCAAAUUGUGUAUCUCACAUCCAGGACACUCACUGAUGGGCAGCCCUGAAAAGAGCACAUCUGCUGCUACGCCUGGAAUCCUAGCUCUGGCGUUCCACUCUACACUAGUCUCUAGAUGCUGCAGAAGCACAACUUCUAUUCGUUGCUGGCAGGAUGGAAAGCACCAGGAUUGUAAGGGUUAAAAACAAAUGCAGCUGUUAGGGAAGUAAAAAAAAGAUGAUUUUCAAAGCCAUCAUUCAGGCCUUUUUGCACUCCUGGGGGCACGGGGACUAUAUAAAGGGGGUAUGAACCUGCAGAACAUGGAGUUUUCAAGAGAGAACUCGUGAUGAAGGGUGCACAGGAUUGCUGAAAGACGUGUUCCAGAGUAAAAGUGCUACUCUGCCUUCUGUGGUUUUACUGCUGAGAUUUUGAUCUGGCCUGAAAUAUCCACUGUAUUUUUUUUUUUUUUUUUUUUUUUUUUUAACUGAGGUUUGUAGAGGUUACUUUUUCCAAAUGACUUAACAGUCGCAAGGGGAAAAAGUUUGAGUACGGGGCAUCCCCUUCCAAUUGUCCUCCCCAUCCCCUUCGUAGACACUGACUUACCGUAACUACAAAGACAAUCAUUUUAUAGGGAUAAGGGAGGAAACACUGCAGGGUUUUGUAUGCUGGCGGUUAGUUUAUAAAUAACUUUAUGGACAUGUCUGUACAACAGCCUGUAGAUUUUCAGGCACAUUAAUAAAAACAC